AUGGCUCCGAACGAUCACAGCGAUCACGACAGCUACGUGAAGUCGGGCUUCGCUGGAAAAGUAGGCUGGGGAAACAAACCUGCGCUUUUACUCGUCGACGUCUGCAAUGCGUACUGGAGUAAGGAUAGCCCUCUAGACACCAGCGAAAACCCAGCUUCGGCGGCUGCACCUGCCUCGAUUGCGAAACUCGUUGCCGCCGCCCGCGAAGGGAAAGUGCCUUUGAUAUGGACACGGGUCGAAUACACCGAGCCAGACAUGUCGGACGCUGGCGUGUUUUACCGCAAAGCGCCGCUGCUGAAGAUGUUCUUGAGAGGAAACGAGACAGGCCUGGAGUGCUGGGUGCCAGGUUUAGAGCCACAGGAUGGUGAGCUCAUCGUUGCCAAACGAUACCCCAGCGCAUUCUUCGCCACAGACCUCAGCACGCGUCUUCAGCUGAAGGGCAUCGAUACGCUGGUCAUCUGCGGUGUCAGCACGAGUGGUUGUGUGCGAGCGAGCACUUUGGACGCAAUGUGUUUAGGUUAUCGUCCAAUCGUCGUCAGUGAGGCUUGCGGGGACCGUUCGAAAGCUGUGCAUGAUGCGAAUCUAUUCGAUAUCCAGGCGAAAAUGGCGGACGUGGUGUCUGAGAGCGAGGCCAUUGAAAAACUUAAGACUGGUUGGAUAUGA
Macroventuria anomochaeta is the source of this 663-nucleotide messenger RNA. Its product is annotated as N-carbamoylsarcosine amidase. The coding region runs from base 1 to 663 and encodes 220 amino acids. The transcript has 2 exons. The record is from RefSeq and is a predicted model, not a curated record. NCBI's taxonomy places the organism in Eukaryota, Fungi, Ascomycota, Dothideomycetes, Pleosporales, Didymellaceae.